AUGGUUGCCGUGGCGGCCCAGGGCCCGAUCCGCGCCGACGCCGUGCCGGCGGCGGCGGAUGCGGGCAAGGCCAGGGAGGACGAGGUGCGGGAGUACAAGAGCGACGUCAGGAAGCUGGAGGAGCUCUUCAAGAAGCUCAACCCCUCCGCGGCCGAGUUCGUGCCGCUCUCGCGCCGCCAGGCAGGCGGCGACGGCAACCGCAGGCUCUCCGCCGACGCGCCCGUCUUCGUCGCCCCCGCCCCCGCCGCCGCCGCGAUCGACUACUACGCGCCCCACCACCCCUUUCACCACCACCCCCAGCAGCAGAUGCACGUGCUGCAGCUCGUCGGCGGCGGCGCCGGGGGUGGGGGCGGCGGCAGGGACUCCAGCAGCGACGGAUCCGCCAGCGGCCAGCCGAAUCGACGGAGAAGGAAUGGCUUCAACCAGGGAAGACGGAGGAUGGGUGUCCGCCCACGGCGAUCUGAUAGGGAGGACAGUGUGCGGCGAACUGUCUAUGUCUCUGACAUCGAUCAGCAUGUCACUGAACAGAAGCUUGCUGAAGUUUUCUCAAACUGUGGUCAGGUUGUAGAUUGUCGUAUCUGUGGUGAUCCAAAUUCGGUGAUGCGUUUUGCCUUUAUCGAGUUUGCUGAUGACGUUGGUGCAAGAGCAGCUCUAUCACUUGGUGGAACCAUUCUUGGUUUUUAUCCUGUCAGAGUUCUGCCAUCGAAGACUGCGAUUUUGCCUGUGAACCCUAAAUUUCUUCCCCGAACUGAGGAUGAGAAAGAAAUGGUAUCUAGGACUGUGUACUGUACUAACAUUGAUAAAAAUGUUCCGGAAGAGGUUGUGAAGAAAUUUUUUGAGGGAAUUUGUGGUGAGGUUGCUCGACUGAGGCUGCUCGGUGAUUAUGUGCACGCGACAUGCAUCGCCUUUGUUGAGUUUGUUCAGAAACAAAAUGUCUGAUCUUACAGGAAACUUCAGAUAAAUUGCAGAGUGGCCUAAGAUUUAGUCUCGGCUGCAUAAUAACAGAGUGCGUCAACUACCUGCUUUGCAUGUUAACAAUUUGUAAAUCUGCUCCGAGUUAACAUUUAAACAGGUAAAAGAAUACCCAAAAUCCCAUCCAUUCUGAAUUCUGAAACCAUCCCACAUAGCAUGCAACACAAUGCUUCCUUUAUGAUCUGAAUCUCAAGGACUUUCGCUUCAGCAACAGUGCUGAAUCUUCUGAUAAGCGGUACCCAUCUCAGACAAGGCGCAGUCUGCUCCACUAGUUUUGUUUUGAUCCCCACUGCAUACUCUUGUCACUCUCUUUUGCCUGCAUUAUAGGCUGCAUCUUCAACCAUUAGCAACGGUAGUACACGAUGAAGUGGAAUCACAAGGCAUUUUGUUCUUAACCAGAUAGUUUUGCAUGUUUUCCUGUAUCAGCAAAAGAAUAGCUGCAACACCUACUUUGAUCGUCCUAUUUUUAGUGCAUGAACCUUUGAGCCAAUCAUCAAAUGCAUUAUGGCCGUUCAGAUUUACUUUCUGAAAGCAAAACACACAUUUCACAAUGUUUCAGUUUAGAUACUGAUCCAAACUGCAAAGUUUCUGACAGACCGCCGAAUCAACAAAUACAUUUCCUUUCCCAUCAUGAUUCGAUCAAAUAUUCUGUAGACAAGAUAAUCUUCCUCCAUAACAAAUGCACAAACAUUAACUUAACGAUAAAGCCACACCCCUAUGAAUGGAGCCUUGUGUACUAUGUCUAAAAGGGAAGCGUGACAUAGAACUGAUUAUACGGUCAAUAAUUGUUCAGUCUUGCUUAACCUUGUUUGAGUUUAGUGGAUUUUAAAUUUUUUUAGACACUGAUGCUGAAAAUUUUGACCAUAUCUCUGAUUUCUCCUUAUCGGAUCUUUCAGAACGUGAUAGUGUCCUGUUAUAUUUCCAGCAUUUUCCCACUGUGAGAAUGUUGCUAAAUGCUAUCCCAUCAUCUAGGAUAUUUAUCUGUUGCCAUUCCCAUAGUUUUUGUAUUCAGUUUCCAUGAUCUUGUACUACCAAGUCCCCAAAUAGAUGAUCCUUUAGAUAGACUGCAGUCAAACUACUUCAUUGAUAUUUAAUUGUUAAAAGAUAUGUAUGUUAGGUGGAAAUGAUGCAAUCCUAGAAACUAGUUUCACAAAUUUUGUAUGAUGUGUUAGGUCAAGGUUGCAUGUUUGAAAUCAUGACACAAAAAGUUCCAUCUAUUUUGGAUUUGGGUUAUUAAGGAUUUGAUUAUUCAUGUCUGCUUUCAGUCUGGAGUAUUACUAUUGUGUUUGGAUCUCGUGUGUAAAGUUUCAGAAGUUAGAAUAAAGUAGAUUUUUUUUUUAUAAGAUUCGUGAUGGCAGAAGUUGGAUGUCAUGCGAUUAGUAUAUCGUAGCCAAUCGAGUUUGGUGUUUAUUACUAGGGUUGAUUCAUAGUUUGUUGUAACUCUUGCUAUAUUCAAUUUUAUCCUCUCUCUGGCAUUUAUGUUUGUUGUAACUCUUGCUUUGGUUCCCUUGUGUUUCUGUUGGGUUUCAUAUCUAGCCUAACCCAACCUGCUUGGGAAAAAGGCUUUGAUGAUGUUGUUGUUUGCUCUGGCAUUGAAGUCAAACUUUUCAUGCUUCGCAAGUUCCUUUACUUGUAACUGUAUUCUGGAAACUUGAAAUAUAUUCUACCUAUCUGUGCUCUACAUGUCAAAUGUCUUAUAAGCACAGCACAUUCAAGAGCCAUUACUUAUUACAAUUAUGUUUGUUAGUUGGUGUUUAGAAAGCUUUGUUGCACCUAAUGACUUGCUGGAGCCUAGAACGAUCUUUCAUGAAUUGAUCUCUGUUUUUUCACAUCUGGCAAUUCUUGCGUUAACCACUUGUUUUUUCAGUUCUAUUUUCAGAAUUGAAAUACAUUGUGCCUUGUAUGUAACAUAUGUGGUUGAUUUUUUGCCUUACAAUGUUGUUCUUGUCUAGGCCUUUUAACCUUCUUCUUUUCUUUGUAU
Lolium rigidum is the source of this 2953-nucleotide messenger RNA. Its product is annotated as polyadenylate-binding protein-interacting protein 8-like. The coding region runs from base 1 to 939 and encodes 312 amino acids. The record is from RefSeq and is a predicted model, not a curated record. The transcript is spliced from 9 exons. Lineage: Eukaryota; Viridiplantae; Streptophyta; Magnoliopsida; Poales; Poaceae. Gene Ontology annotation, molecular function: RNA binding.